CAACAAAACAUCUUAAAACUUUACAAUGGGAAAUCCAAAAUCAUUAUCGUAUGACAGCAACAACAUGGCUGUCAUUGAUUUAGGCUCGGCAAUUAUUCGCAUGGAACCUGAUGAUCCACCACAAUGGGCAUUGGAAAUUGCACGCAAAGAAUUGAGAGAAACGCCCGAUGUGGCUCAGGAAGCCAAGAAGAAAUUAAAAGAGUUGAUUGAAGCGGAAACUGAAUUGAAUUUGCCCACAGAUGAUUUCUAUUUGCAAAUGUUUUUGAGACCAACACAUUAUUAUCCAGAAAGUGCUUUAAAAAGGAUAAAACACUUCUAUAAUAUGCUUCAAAAAUACGGCGAAGCUUGUCGUGAUAUUGUGCCCGCCAAAGUGCAACAUGUCUUUGAAGCUGAACUCUUAACACUUUUGCCCAAUCGCGAUCAACAUGGUCGCAGAAUAUUGGUGUUACAAGCUGGAAAAAAAUGGAAACCAUCUGAAGUAUCGUUGGUCGAUAUGUUCCGUGGUAUUCAACUUACCGUUUUGGGUUCCAUGGUUGAACCAUUGUCACAAAUUUGUGGUGCUGUGGUCAUCAUUGAUGUGGAAGGUUUGCCCAUGGGUCACAUUAUGCACUUUACACCAAACUUUGCCGCCAUGUUAUUGGAUUAUGUCCAAGAGUGUAUUUGUGUGCGUCUGAAAGCCGUACACAUUGUUAAUAAUUCGUAUAUUUUCAAUAUACUAUUCAAUAUCUUUAAACCUUUCAUCAGAGAGAAACUCAGGAAGAGGAUUUACUUCCAUGGCAAGGAUAUGAAAUCCUUGACAAAACACAUUGAUGCUGCUGUCUUGCCGGCCAAAUAUGGUGGUAGUGCUACAUGGGAAAUGCCACCUGGUAAAUUGUUGGGAGAAUUUUUCAUGUCAUAUACACCAGAUUUUGAAAAGGCCGCCAGCUAUGGUUGGAAAGAUGGUUAUAAAAUUAAAAAGUAA
Molecule: messenger RNA, 961 nt
Organism: Musca vetustissima
Lineage: Eukaryota; Metazoa; Arthropoda; Insecta; Diptera; Muscidae
Product: alpha-tocopherol transfer protein-like
Exons: 6
Coding region: 26-961 (311 amino acids)
Cellular component (GO): membrane
Molecular function (GO): phosphatidylinositol bisphosphate binding
Source: RefSeq, a predicted model, not a curated record